AUGACAGACCAGGAGUAUCUCCUUUGCAUGUGGAACAAGCGCCUGUGGCCAGCAAAGGUUUUGUGCAAAAGUGGAGCUACUGGGAAAACAUCUCUUAGUCGUGGGAAGGAGACUUCUUUUGAAGUUGAAAUACUUGGCUUGAAAGAGCAGGUCCAUGUGCACUGUGCAGAUGCUGUGCCACUGACAGUGGAGUGCAUAGAAGACAUCGCCUCGAAUUUAGGGCAAAGGAAUGAUUCAAGUGAGGCUGUGGAAGAGCUGAAUUAUCGCCGUUCUCUGAAAAUUGCCCUGGAUAUUUUGACUCAGAAUGGCUCAGCUGGACAAGUGCCCCUCUCAGAAGGACCAAACUCUCCCCUGUCCCAGGAGAACAAGGUGGGGUCUCUGUCACCUGCCCCCGGGCGCAGAUAUAGAUCCGUCUCUAAAGAGAAGGUGGAGCCUGAGACUUCCAAGAAGAAAAGGGAACCAAAAAAUAGCCCCAGUCUGAAGAGCACUACAAAAGCCAAACCCCAGAGGGGCUCCCUCAGUCCAGGGGGGAGCAGAACAACCCCUCCCAGCAGAACAACCCCCUCCAGGUGUGGCACCAGGGACUCUGGCAGCACUGUGAGCCCAGGCAGCCAGAACUGCAAACCAGCAGAGUCAAAGUCACCACAGGGGCGGGGCAAAAUCAAGCCCAGGCUGUUGUCAAAGCCCAACCCAGGAAAUAAAGUCUCCCUUGAGCCCAAGGAAGAGCAAAGCAAGCAAGGAAGACAAAGACCAAGAGCUGUGGGCUCCCCUGUUCCACGUGGGAGCGACUCCCCCGGGGAUCCAGCGCAGCCCCCAGCUGAGGAGGGGUCCCCUCUGUCUGUCCCCUGCACGGCUGGCACGGGCGUUUCUGUUGGGAGGGGAGGCACCAGGAGACAGCCCAGGAGGACACUCCUGCAUUCCUCAUGUGAAAGUGCCUCAGAUGACUUGGAAAAAAGAGGCAGCAGCGAGAGCAAAAGUCCAGCAAAGCAGCUGGAUGGAAGGAAAAAGCCAGAGAGUCCAAAACGGAUUAAUGGGGAGGAAGAGUCUGGUGGAACUGUGUCCUCAAGCAGAAAGAGGAAAUGCAGGAGUGGGCCUGAGCCUCCAUCUGGGCCUUCUGACCACGUGAGGCUUCCAGAGAGCUUCCCCUCCCAGCCUAAAGAGGAGGAAAAUCAGAAUCCUCCUGCCGUGCUUACAAGGAAAAUGAAGCAGUUUCAGCUGCCUGACUUCGAGGAAGAGGAAGGACUGGAAUCAUCUGACCUGUCUCUGAAGGUGGCUUCCACAGAGAGCCCCUCUCGCCUCUCAGCUCUGUUAGAUGAAGAGGAGGAGGAUGAAGAACUUCCCAGUGUUUUAUCUGCUCAAGAACCCCAGGCCAUUGAAGAAGGGAUCCUGGUGUGGUGCAAGCUGCGGCGGUACCCGUACUGGCCAGCGGUGGUGAAGGGCGUGAGGAGGAAGCUCAAGAAGGCCUGUGUGCUCUUCAUAGAUGGGACUACAAACGAGAAGAAAAAAGGUUUCUCAGUAUCUCUCAAGAGUUUGAAGCACUUUGAUUGUGAAGAAAAGCAGGACCUGAUAGAACGAGCCAAAGAGGAUUACUGCCAGGAGAUCGAGUGGUGCGUUCGCCUGAUUUCGGACUAUCGGAUUCGAGUGGGUUGUCAUUCAUUUACGGGAUCCUUCUUGGAGUAUUUUGCUGCUGAUAUUAGCUACCCUGUUAGAAAGGAAGGUUAUCAAAGUUCAGUCCAAAUGACCUUUCCAAACGAGGCAGAGGAAAAUGUUGAAGAGUCUCCAUCAGAAGCUUCACCUCCAAAGCGCUCCAAGAAGCUUCUUCCUGACAGAUCGAGAGCUGCUAGGGACAGAGAGAAUAAAAAGAUUGUGGAGUUCAUAGUGAAGGCUAAGGGGGCUGAAGAGCAUCUUCAGGCAAUUCUGAAGAGCAGAAAACAGUCCCGUUGGCUGAAGGAAUUCCUGAACUCCAGCCAGUACGUGACCUGCGUCGAAACGUAUCUAGAGGAUGAAGAACAAUUAGACCUUGUUGUGAACUACUUGAAGGAUGUUUAUCAUGGCACAGAUGCUAAAAACCUGCAUCAGAUAGGUGGGGAUGGAAUAAAACUGAUUUCAGAUGUCCUUCUGCCUGAA
Molecule: messenger RNA, 2127 nt
Organism: Merops nubicus (carmine bee-eater)
Lineage: Eukaryota; Metazoa; Chordata; Aves; Coraciiformes; Meropidae
Gene: PWWP3A
Product: PWWP domain-containing protein MUM1
Exons: 11
Source: RefSeq, a predicted model, not a curated record